This is a messenger RNA of Trichoderma virens Gv29-8, 1497 nucleotides long. RefSeq lists its product as uncharacterized. The transcript is spliced from 3 exons. Bases 1 to 1497 code for a protein of 498 amino acids. The record is from RefSeq and is a predicted model, not a curated record. NCBI's taxonomy places the organism in Eukaryota, Fungi, Ascomycota, Sordariomycetes, Hypocreales, Hypocreaceae. Gene Ontology annotation, molecular function: aldehyde dehydrogenase (NAD+) activity.
AUGAUACCUACUGGGGCUAAACUGUCGGCACCAAACGGGACAAGAUGGACACAGCCUUUGGGGCUGUUUAUUGACAAUCAAUUUAGCGAAAGCAUUGGGGGAGACAUGAUAACGACAAUAAACCCAUACACGGAACGAGACAUAUGCUCUGUAUUCGCAGCUGGAGAGCCUGAUGUGGAUAGAGCAGUUCAAGCAGCUCGCAAAGCACUUAAACAGCCUGAAUGGAGGCUGCUGUCUGGCACCGAACGCGGUCACCUGAUGAAUCGAUUAGCAGACCUGGUAGAGAAGCACAGCGAGACACUAGCUGCUAUUGAGACGCUCGACAAUGGCAAACCGCUGUCGGUAUCCCGCAGCUACGAUGUGCCGCAUUUCUCCGAGGUCCUUCGCUACUAUGCUGGAUGGGCAGACAAGAACCCAGGCUCGGUUAUCGAUGUUGGCUCAAAGAAGAUGGCCUACACUGUGAAGCAACCCGUCGGAGUAUGCGGCCAGAUCAUCCCCUGGAAUUACCCGCUUGACAUGGCAGCGUGGAAACUUGGCCCGGCCUUGUCGUGCGGAAAUACCGUCGUGCUCAAGCUGGCGGAGCAAACGCCCUUGUCGAUGCUUUACGUGGCGUCACUUGUUCGGGAAGCGGGUUUCCCUCCGGGGGUCAUCAACAUCAUCAACGGAAGUGGCGGCGAGGCCGGUGCCGCUCUGGCGCGGCAUCCAGACGUGGAUAAAAUCGCUUUCACUGGCAGCACGGCAACGGGCAAGGAGGUGAUGCGAAUGGCCGCCGGAACACUCAAGGCUGUUACUCUUGAGACAGGCGGCAAGUCACCGCUGAUUGUUUUUGACGACGCAAACCUGGAGCAGGCAGUGAGAUGGGCACAUGAGGGCGUUAUGGCAAACCAAGGGCAAGUGUGUACGGCAACAUCGAGGUUGUUGGUGCAAGACGGCAUUUACGACCGCUUUGUGGAGAGGCUCAAGGCUUUCACUGAAGAAGCGUCGGUUCUGGGUGACCCAUUUGAGCCUCAGACGUAUCAGGGGCCACAAGUCGGCAAGGCCCAGGCAGAACGCAUCAUGUCCUACGUCUCAUCCGCAAGAGACGCCGGCGCCGAUGUCUUUCAUCCUCACAGACAGCCUGUACCAUCCAAGGGCUACUUCACCCCGCCGACGAUUCUCACAAACGUGGGCACCAACACAGCGGCCUUUCGAGAGGAGAUCUUUGGGCCGGUAGCAGCAGUUGCGCGAUUCAGCAGCGAAGAGGAAGCACUGGAGAUAGCUAACGCGACGAGAUAUGGACUCGCGGGCGCCGUCUUUACAAGGGACCUGGGGAGAGCACACCGUGUGGCUCGGGAUCUGGAGGCUGGCAUGGUAUGGGUGAAUAGCAGCAACGAUUCUGACACGAGAGUUCCGUUUGGAGGGAUCAAGGAGAGUGGUCUGGGGAGGGAGCUUGGCGAGGACGGGCUGAGAGGAUAUUAUACCGUCAAGGCGGUGCAUGUAAAUUUGACGGAUGAGUGA